Molecule: messenger RNA, 2547 nt
Organism: Carcharodon carcharias (great white shark)
Lineage: Eukaryota; Metazoa; Chordata; Chondrichthyes; Lamniformes; Lamnidae
Product: gastrula zinc finger protein XlCGF57.1-like
Exons: 2
Coding region: 414-2201 (595 amino acids)
Source: RefSeq, a predicted model, not a curated record
GCCAGUCAGAGAGCGGGAUUUGUGACUGAAGAUUGAGCUUCAUACAGACUAAAACUUCCUCCUGUGUCCAACAUCUGAUAUUAGAGGGGGAGGAAUUGCGGACAGAAAUCUCAAACCAAAAAUCACAUCAAGAUCUCACAGUGUCAUUCAAUUCAUCAGGACCUGAAUAUAAUUGACCUUUGAAUGUGGAGAAACGUUUGUCUGUUCUGACUGUGGGGAAAGAUUUGAAACAUUGGUGUGAUUGGAAGAGCACGAAGACAAGCACACCCGAGUGUGGAAAGAGCUUUAAGCAGUUACACAGACUGAAAAACCAUCACACCGUUCACAACGGGGAGACACCACCCAUGUGUUCUGUGUGUGGACAAGGCACCAAUUGAUCAACAGACGUGGAGAUACACGAGGACACUCGCACCAUGGAGAAACUGUGGAAAAGUGGGGACGGUGGGAAGGGAUUCCAAACCACAUCUAUGCUAGAAACUCAUCGACACAUUCACACCGGGGAGAGGCCAUUCACCUGCCCUGUGUGUGGGAAGGGAUUCACUCAUUCCUCACAUCUAGUGGCACACCAGAUUGCUCACACCAGGGAGAGGCCACUCACCUGCUCUGUGUGUGGGAGAGGAUUCACUCAGUCAUCCCACCUAGUGGCACACCAGAUAGCUCACACUAGGGAGAGGCCACUCACCUGCUCUGUGUGUGGGAAGGGAUUCAGUAAGCCACUACACUUACUGGCACACCAGAUAGCUCACACCAGGGAGAGGCUGCUCACCUGCUCUGUGUGUGGGAAAGGAUUCACUCAUUCGUCCCACCUAGUGGCACACCAGGUAGUUCACACCAGGGAGAAGCCAUUCACCUGCUCUGAGUGUGGGAAAGAAUUCACUCAGUCAUCCCACCUACUGGCACACCAGGUAGUUCACACUGGGGAGAGGCUGUUCACCUGUUCUGUGUGCGGGAAGGGAUUCACUCAGUCAUCCCACCUAGUGACACACCAAGUCGCUCACACCAGAGAGAGGCCAUUCUCCUGCUCUGAGUGUGGGAAGGGAUUUACUCAGUCUGUGCACCUAGUGGCACACCAGGUAGUUCACACUGAGGAGAGGCCGUUCACCUGCUCUGUUUGUGGCAAGGGAUUCACUCAGUCAUCCCACUUAGUGGCACAUCAGGUAGUUCACACCAGGGAGAAGCCAUUCAUCUGCUCUGAGUGUGGGAAGGGAUUCACUCAGUCAUCCCACCUAGUGGCACACCAGGCAGUUCACACCAGGGAGAAGCCAUUCACCUGCUCCGAGUGUGGGAAGGGAUUCACUCAUUCAUCCCACCUAGUGGCACACCAGGUAGUUCACACCAAGGAGAGGCCAUUCACCUGCUCUGAGUGUGGGAAGGGAUUCACUCAGUCUGCGCACCUAGUGGCACACCAGGUAGUUCACACCAGGGAGAGGCCUUUCACCUGCUCUGUGUGUGGGAAGGGAUUCACUCAAUCAUCCCACCUAGUGGCACACCAGGUUGCUCACACCAAAGAGAGGCCUUUCACCUGCUCUGAGUGUGGGAAGGCAUUCACUCAGUCUACGCACCUAGUGGCACACCAGGUAACUCACACCAGGGAGAAGCCAUUCACCUGCUCUGUGUGUGGGAAGGGAUUCACUCAGUCAUCCCACCUAGUGGCACACCAGGUCGUUCACACCGGGGAGAGGCCGUUCACCUGCUCUGAGUGUGGGAAGGGAUUCACUCAGUCAUCCCACCUAGUGGCACACCAGGUAGUUCACACCGUGGAGAGGCCGUUCACCUGCUCUGAGUGCGGGAAGGGAUUCACUCAGUCUGCGCACCUAGUGACACACCAGGUAGUUCACACCAGGGAGAGACCGUUCACCUGCACUGAGUGCGGGAAGGGAUUCACUCAGUCAUCCCACCUAGUGGCACACCAGGUAGUUCACACCGGGGAGAGGCCAUUCACCUGCUCUGUGUGUGGGAAGGGAUUCGCUCAGUUAUCCCACCUGCUGACACACCAACAAGUUCACACUGGAAAAGACCAUUCACCCGCUCUCGAUGUGGGAAGGAUUCACUCAGUCGUCCCAUCUGCAGACACACUGGCAAGUUCACACUGGAGAGAGACCCUUCACUUGCUCCAUGUGUGGGAAGGGAUUCGGUCUUCCAUCCUACCUGCUGACACAUCAACAGGGUCACACCGGGGCGAGGCUGUUUGCCUGCUCUGAUUGGAGGAAGGGAUUCACUCGGUUAACCAACCUGCUCGGUCUGUGGGAGUUAAUUGUGUCAAUUGAGGUAAAAUAUAUACAGGUGCAGGGCAUUUAUUGGAUGGUUACUUGAGCACGUAUAAAGAGACACUACUGUUACAUAGUGGGCUUGGCCUAAAUAGCCAAGUGGUUAUGGUACUGAGCUUGUAACCCCAAGAUCAAGAGUUCAAAUCUCACAAUGGCAAACUAUGAAACAAUAUAACUUCAUCUGGAAACAGAUGGAAAAGUGUUUGUACUCGAAAGAGUUACUGACACAUAGUGGGGUGUAUUCAGGAGGUUAUAUACCUGUAAUGUAUCACACUGUGAA